This is a messenger RNA of Bathycoccus prasinos, 1206 nucleotides long. RefSeq lists its product with no specific name. Lineage: Eukaryota; Viridiplantae; Chlorophyta; Mamiellophyceae; Mamiellales; Bathycoccaceae. The record is from RefSeq and is a predicted model, not a curated record. The transcript has a single exon. Bases 1 to 1206 code for a protein of 401 amino acids.
AUGAGCAUGGAACGAUCUAUGUCCGAGCACGGGGUCGUCAACCAUCACCAUCAAAUUCGUUCGACGCAAACGUUCGACGACGAUACCGCGAGAAAUAUGAGCAGAGUUGAGGCUGUUUCUUUCCAACGAGAAAGCGGUGAAAGAGAAGAAGAAGGAGAAGAAGACGAGGAAGAGCAGCAGCAGCAGCAGCAGCAACAACAGCGAGACGUGAUCGAGGUCCCGCGAGGUUAUCGACGACCGCGACGCGCGUUGAUGCGUCAAAUCCCCGUGAGUGACCGUCCGACGAGUAACGGAACGAGAGAACGCACGAGCAGAGGACGACGCGAACUCGAGUUUGCGAGAAGCGAGUAUUCGAACUUUGCAAAAGUAUCGAUGAAAGUUUUCGCGUGUGCGAUGUUGGCGGCGUUCGCUGGACUGUUAUAUAUCACUACGCACGAGUUCGGGCACGCAGCAGCGUGUGCGUUGACGAAAGGCCAUCGAGUGGUUAAGAUUUCGAUAUUGUCCGUGACGAUAUUUGAAAGGCCCAUAGCGAUUGACGAACCACCUCGGGAAGCAUCAGAUAAUGAUAACGACGAUGGCGACAAGAGCGGUGAAGAAGAAGAUGACGCCAUUAUUACACCAAUUGGAGACGAAUAUCGUUCGCGCGGUAUUCAAAGUACUACCGGCGUACAAGACGAGCAAAACAGAGCUCCAUCGAAGGUUGGGUAUACCACUUGCGCGACCAUACAAACGUAUACCACUGACAUAUUUUUAAUCGAUCGAAAAGAGGCAUGGAUUAAAGUUUCUGGGUACCUCUCUACGUUGGCAUUGCAAAUAAUAUGUGUCAACGUCGCGCUAUUUUUCAAUUCUAUCAUUGCGGCGUCCUUUAUGUAUCCCGAUACGUUCUUUUACGCCUGGAAACGAUACCCGAAUGAGGUGCAAGAGGGGUUUUCCGUUUUAAUGUUUAACAAAGUUUUGCGAGAACGUCUCGAGCUUCCACCAGGAGUAUCCUUCUCUAGCGAGGUUAGUGAUUUUUCGAACAAGUGGGACUCGAAGAAUACCGCGUUGUCGUAUAUGCUAACUGGUAUUGGCGUCACAUUGUUGUUUUGUCAAAUGGUCGUGUUCGCCGUGGUCAGCGAGAAAAAGUUUCAACGACGUCUUGACUUGGAAGAAGAAAGGGAUCGAUUGCCGCCAUUACGAAUACCGCGAACGAGAAGUGGUGUGUGA